AUGUUCGCCUGCAAUCGUGAGCUUGGGAUCGCUUUUGGACUUAUCUUCUGGGCGACUCUCGCUUUAGCCCAAAAUUCUAGCAAUGAAAGGGCCAGCGAUCGAACAAUAAAUCAACUGGACCUGGCUGGUUCGGCUACAGCUAAAAGUUUUGAGCCGCCGCCUGAGUUUUAUCGCGGUCCUGGCUCAGGAGCUGGCUUAGGAUCUAAUCCCAUAAGUCAGCCCUCUCUAGGAAGUGUGGGUGAAAGUCUUAGUGAAACCUACAAUAAGUGGCGAGCUGGAGCUGCUAAUCUUCAGGAUCGUAUCAGUGUGGGUCACCAUGCCGCUGCGGGAGGAGUAUCUUCGCAUACACCAACAGUGGGCAGCUUUGAAAGUAAUUCACAUCCGUAUCCCUACGAAUACUCCCACAGCAGUGGAGGAGGAGCAGGAGCUAGUCUAGGAAGUGGUGCCUAUUUUGGUAGUUCCAGUGUCGAGGCGGGUAUUCCAUUCGACGUUUAUGGUUCGCGUCCGGGUCACAGUAUUGGCCAUGGUCACUACUCCCCGCCAGAGUAUGCGUAUCCGUAUCCCUUGGAUCCCCACGAGAUAGCCGCGCACAAGGGUCCCGGUCACGGGGACGUUUCAUCCAAAGCUCUACUGGCGAAGAGUUUUCUAAUACCACUAGCAAGUGCUGCAGUUCUGGGAAUAGCUGCCGCCUUGGUCAGCAAUCCCCUGCUCCUCCAAUUGGGCACAGUUUCUGGAUUGGGAACCAUUGUAGGCAAACGCAAGCGACGUGCAACAGGUCAAAAUAUGCUAACGAGGAAAGCCCAUAAGUACACUUUAUAAAUAUGCCAUUCAUAACGAAAUAAUGGAAAAUAAACGUUUGUUCUCAAUGAAUCUGUAUCGAUAAGAAGAAAUCCUCGAUAAGAUUUUAUUUAUACUAUAUUAUAGUAUAAAUAUGCUUAUCAUUUAAUAUUUCCGAGAAGACACUACUGAAAAACGUAAUACUUAC
Messenger RNA from Drosophila eugracilis, 985 nucleotides. RefSeq lists its product as uncharacterized. Lineage: Eukaryota; Metazoa; Arthropoda; Insecta; Diptera; Drosophilidae. Bases 1 to 819 code for a protein of 272 amino acids. The transcript has 2 exons. The record is from RefSeq and is a predicted model, not a curated record.